CUUUUCCAUGAUUAAUCAGUAUUCAAUACGAACUUGAGAAAACGAGAUACUGAGAACUGAAUUUAUUAAGGUUAGGAAAAAUAUUAAAAUAUUCAAAUGAAAAAGGAAUAUCUAGAAUAAUUAUUUCGAAUGUUUUGAUUUUGAACAAUUAUAAUUUCUGACUAUUAUCCUUUUCAAUCAUUACAUUAGUAAGUAUUAAAAUUAUGUUUUAUUUAUACUUAGAUUUUCAGUAUAAGUUUGAAAAUACUUAGUUAAAUAUUUGUUCACUUUGUUGAUUUGUUAGAUCAAGAACAAUGGGUAACACAGUUUCGGAAGCUCAAAAAAAUACUGUCCAUAAUUUCGUUCAACAAAACGAAACAAAUAACAAUAAUGUUCCAAAAAAUCCACACAACUUCAAUACCGCCGGAAUGAAUCCACCUCCCGAGUGUCCCAUGCACGUUAAAGUAGAAGAGAAAAAACCUACAGCAUCUGGCUGUGCUGUUGCUGGAAGCGUAGAUGAUAUUAAUCCACUGAAUAUGGUAGGUAAAUAAUAAUCUAAAACUGCAACUAUCAAUACAAAACAAUAUACAUUGUAGUUUAGAAAAUAUUUGAACAAUUAAAAGAUUUGUUACUGUAAAUAAGUUAUAAUAAGUAUCCUCAAUUACAAUGUGUCAUAAAUAACAUAUAUAUAUUUUUAAUUUUCAUAAAUAUACAAUGUACUACAAUGAAGUAUAGCUAGUAAUAAAUUGAAUUUAAUUAUGAAUAUUCAGUAGACUCUUAUAAAUAAAUACAGAUUGUAUAAUUUGCCAGUAAUACUGAAUUUUGAUAUUUUGCUGUGACCAUUUUCUGUAUGUAUAUACUGAUAUUCUAUUCAAUAAUUCUGAAUUAAUAUUAAGUAGUUUUAAAAUAUUUGAUUUAUUUAUACAAGCCAUGCGUUCGAGACCAUGUACACCAGGAUUUAAAUACAAACCCUAUUGUAUAGUUACUUCCAUUUAGGAAGAUUUUUAUUAAAAUAUUAUUAUGUUUUGCAAUGUUAAUACUUAUUAUUGGGUAUUAUCAAUAUGUGUGUGUUAUGUAUAUUAAUUUACAUUUUACAAAAAUUUAAUAAAAUUAAUAAUUUAUAAAUAUUUAGUUGAAAACACUAUAUUAAACUAUAUUUUUAUUAUUAUUUUAAAAUAAUACGUAGGUUCAUUUUGGGUCAAUUAAUAUUAUACGAUAUUUUAUAUAAAACAUUACAUCAUAUGAUCAUCAUAUUAUUAAAAUAAAUUAUUGUUUUCAGUUACUGAGUACUAACUUUACUGUACUUACUUAGCUUUAUUUGAAUAAAAAUUAAUUUUGGGGAAAUACUUGAAAUUGCUAUUUCCAAGUAAAAUAAAUUUGAUUAAACAUAAUAAAUGUAAUUUAAAUUAUUCCUGAUACUUAUAUUUAGUAUACCCUACCUGUAUACAAGGUGUGCAAUUAGCAAUAAACAAUACCUAAUAGUUAAAAUGUAUUUAUAAAUAAAACAAAAAUUAAUGGUUUAUAUAUUGUGUAUAUUUUUGAAGUUUUAUAGUGUAUAUAAAAUGAACAUGCUAGAUUUAGAAUACAAAAUAUUUUGUUCUGUUAAAAGCAAUUAGUUUUUUUUCAUACCUAUAUUUAUACCAAUAAGUUGGUGUAUUAUAAAUAUAUUUCUAAUAGUCCAAUUUCUAUUUUGAAAAAUUAUUUGACUUUUUACAUUUCUUUACUAUGUUUUGUAGGUACUUUAACUAAAUUAAUUAAUUAAAAAAUUGAACAAUUGUGUCCUACAAAACAAACAAAAAAUAAAAAAAUCCAAGUACCUAUGUUAUUAAAAUUAAAAUUUGGUAAAUUUUACUUUUUUUUUCUUCUUUCACAGCUUCCAUUAAUCUCCUUUAUAUGUCACGGUCAGUAGUGAUCUCGAUGCUUGUUAUUCAAUCUAUCAUUCUUGCAUCUGUAUUGACUUGUCUUGCCACUGUUGCCAAGGUCUUCCCCUAGGGUGCUUGCCAGUUGGUUCAAUGAUACCUUCUGAGUUAUGCUUCCUUCAACAUGCCACACGUGGCCCGCUCAUUCUAAAUGCUCGGCUUUCAGGAAACAUUUAAUAUUCAGUCUGUUGUAUAGAUAUUCCAAGUUGGUAUUUUUCCUUCUUUCAUAGUCAUCAGUUGAUACAUUUCUGAUAGGUCUAAAUACUUUCCUCUCAAAGAUAAGAAAUUUCUCCUCAUCCCCUUGAAUCAUCAACCAUGUUAGUGGUUCAACCAAGUAUGCUCAAUUUGCAGAGAUUAUUGAAAGUUUAACUUCAUUAUGCUUAUCAUUUUUACAGUUAAUGUUAACCCCCAGGUACUUAAAAUCAUUGACCUGUUCAAAGGUGUACGGUCUGACUAUCAUAUUGUUCUUAAUGAGCAAGUAGCAUGUAUUUUGUUUUUAAUUCAUUAAUUAUAAGACCCAUCUUCCAAUUGAAUGCAUUUAAUUUGUCCACAUUGUCUAUUUCCUCCUGGCGACUAUUUUCUAAUAUGACAACAUCAUACGCAUAAGCCAACAUUUUCAUAUUUUCAUUACUCUUUCUUCUAUUACGUCUCUGACAACUUGUUCAAGGGCUAGGUUAAACAAAAUGGGAGACAGGGCAUCUCCCUGUUUUAAUCCCAAUUUCACUUCGAAAUGGGGGGAUUAGCUCCCCUGUUAUUGGAUUUUGCAAAAUGUGUUGCAAAAAGUUGCAUAAUUUGAUAAUUUUUAUUAAUUUAAUUUUGGGAUACCUAGAUUCAUCAAUGCACUCUAUAAUAUUGAUCUCUAUUUAUGUUGUCGUAAGCUUCGAUCAACGAAAACCAUAUGGAGCUCUUUAUAAUACUCAUAGUAUUUCUCCAUAAUUUGUCGUAUAGUAAAUAUAUGAUUUGUUGUUGAUUUCACUCUUAUAAAUCCGCUUUGGUAUUCUUCGAUAAUAUCAGUUGCAUAUUUUUUUAAUCUAUUGAAGAUUUGCAGACACAAAACCUUGUAGCUAUAUUAUAAAUUUACCUUUACCAAAUACAAGUCAUACAUUACAUAUUAUAAUACAAGUAAAUAUUUUUAUGUACAUUAAACACAUAUCAAGGAGGGGCCAAAAACCCUUGCCCCUAAAUACACCACUGCUCCAGAUUAUUGUAUAAAACUUCAUAUUAAUAUGUAAAGCAGUCUUACCCCUUCCCCUUUCUUAAAUGGGUAUUAGGUAAUAAAUGAACUAUCAUUUAAGUGGUCAUUAUAAAUUAAAACAAUUUUACAAAAUUAAAAACGUUUAGAAAACCAUUUCCAACCCUUUUAAAUAGUAUGUAUAUUAUUAAUUAAUUUUAAUAUAUCUUUAGAUGCCACCUCCAAAUCAAAAGCCAGCACCAGAUCAACCAUUUUUGUUACCAACAGAACGAGAAGUAUCUACUAUACCAAAAGCUGAAGGAGAUGGUCAAUUUUGGGUUUAUCCUUCUGCUCAAGUAAUAUUAAUAUUAUACAAACUGUCCAACGAAGAUAUACCCUUUGAAUAUCUCCGGAGAUAAUAAAGAUAAUCAAAUUCUGUUUUGUUUAUAUUUCUCACAGUGAUGAGUACUACAAAUAUUUAAGUUUGAAUUAUUAUUGUUAUUUUUUUAUUAAAAAGUUAAAAAAAUAACUUUUUAUUUUAUUAUUUUCAGAAAAUUUUAAGAUAGCCAUUCUGUAGUUUAUUUUUCUGAAAAUUUUAAUAUAUCACACAUUUAUAUCUGAUUAAUAGUUUCUAGGGAAUAACCUAACUGUAUUAACUGAUAACAUCAAUUUUCAUACGGAUUAGUAGAAUUUAAAAUGGCUGUUACAUAGAAACUAUUCAUCAGAUAUAAAUGUGUGGUACAUUAAAAUUUUCAAAAAAAAAAUUCAAAUUUAAAUAUUUGUAGUCUUCGUCCCUGUGAAUAAUAUAUAAAAAAAAAAAAAAACCAGAAUUUGAUUACCUUUAUUAUUUCCAUAGAUAUUCAAGAGGUAUAUUUUCGUGGGACAGCUUUUAUAUAUUAUUCAUCAAUUUAUUUUAUGGAACUGUUUUAAAAAAUUAUUUAGAUGUUUUGGAAUGCAAUGUUGCGUAAAGGAUGGCGUUGGAAAGAUGAUGAUUUAUCACCAAAAGAUAUGGAUGCUAUAAUAAAAAUACACAAUGUUAACAAUGAACUUGCUUGGCAAGAGGUACUCAAAUGGGAAGCAUUUCAUGGAAAUGAAUGUAUGAAUCCAAAGUUGAAGAGCUUUGGUGGAAAAGCUAAAGAUUAUUCUCCUAGAGCCAGAAUACGCAAUUGGAUGGGAUAUGAAUUACCAUUUGAUAGACACGAUUGGAUAGUGGAUCGUUGUGGUAGAGAUGUCCGAUACAUUAUUGAUUAUUACAGUACAGAUAAUUUACCUAAUAAGUAUCAAGUUGCAGCUUUAGAUGUCAGACCUGCUCUUGAUUCGUUGGAUGCUGUAUGGGAUCGAACAAGGGUAAAUAUAAAAUAUAAAAUGUUUUAGCAAUAUUAUUUUAUUUAACCAGUUUUAUUUGAACAUUCAUUUUAGGCUUCUUAUUGGAGAUGGCGAUAUGAAGCUGAAAUGGAAAGAAAUAUUGCUAACAAAAUAGAAGAAAUAAGAAAAGCUGAAAAAGUGUAAAUUAUUAUUUUUUUUUUUUUCUACACAAUAGUGUAUUAUAGCUUCUUAAACAAAGGUAAAUCACAGAAAUAUUACGAUAGAAUGUUCAAAACUUGACAAUAUUAUUUCACAACUACAUUACAUCAGUUUUUAUUAUUAUAACUACUUCUACUUUUAUUUAACGAAUCAUAUAGGUUAAUUUUUUUAAAAUUAACUCAUUAAGUAUUCUUUGUUUAGUGUAUAGUAGUAAAAGCUGAAUACAAAUGUAAUACUCAAGUAUUGAUUUCGUAAUAUUCCUAAAAACUGUAAAAUUUGUUUAUAACUUAAGUAGUUUUAUUAUUUUGUUUUAAUUUACUUAUAGAUA
Molecule: messenger RNA, 4921 nt
Organism: Cinara cedri
Lineage: Eukaryota; Metazoa; Arthropoda; Insecta; Hemiptera; Aphididae
Source: the annotation of a GenBank genome assembly